Messenger RNA from Coniophora puteana RWD-64-598 SS2, 1058 nucleotides. RefSeq lists its product as uncharacterized. The record is from RefSeq and is a predicted model, not a curated record. The transcript is spliced from 3 exons. The coding region runs from base 1 to 936 and encodes 311 amino acids. NCBI's taxonomy places the organism in Eukaryota, Fungi, Basidiomycota, Agaricomycetes, Boletales, Coniophoraceae.
AUGCCAAACGCGUCUGAACACGAUCCAGCCUUUACUGCUCUUCCACGUAGUCUGCAACGCCGCAUAGACAGCGCGUACGACACGACUCUCACAAGCCUUGCGGACGACAAGCCCGCUCGCAAGCGCCGCAAGAUUACACAAGAUAUUGAGCCUGGCGGUUUCAUACCUGAGGACACAGGUGGCGGAUUUAUAGUUGAUGAACCCGCACCUGGAGGGUUUAUUGUCGAGGAUGACGCGCCUGGUGGCUUCAUCGUCGAUGAUGAUGACGAGGAUGCUACACCAGACUCAGACUCAGGGGACGUCACGCCCUCACAUCUGCCUCUAUCCUUGAUUCCGUCUGCACUUCAGAUUCUUGACUUACCUGCAGACGACGAAGAGGUGCUCGCCGUUUUCAGUAACGCUGCGUCGGGCUGGGGCGCUGAGCACGGAGCGAGUGAGGAGGGCGUCAGCAAGAAGGACUGGAGGUCCGUCUGCGCCGUGCUUCUGGAGCAAGACGGCGAUGAGGAAGGGUCUGCCGGUGGGGACGCCGGUCCUUCCACUAGUGCUUCCUCGCCACCUCGAGACAUCGUCGGAAGCGAACCAGAGCCUGAUGAUGACGACUAUCACAUGUCUACCAAGAAAAGUAGACGAUCUCGGAUAACAAAAGCUCAGGAGUCAAGCGACGAAGAAGAGGACGCUAAACCAAAGGCAAUCACUCCUCGGCAGAAGGAAGGUGCUCGAAUGGCGUUCAGGCUGUUCUUCCCUGACGUUGAGGAUGAUGCUGUCGACACACAACGGAUAAUGAUCAAAGACAUCGCUCGGGUCGCUCAACUUCUGAAAGAGAAGCUAACAGCUGAAGAGAUCAUAGAGAUGCUAGACGCCUUCUCGUCGUCGCCAGAUAAAUCCAUGAACCUACCCGACUUUGAGCGGAUGAUGGUGGCGACCAAGAUGGUCUGAACCACUCUCACUUUAUUUGAACUUCAGAGCGAUCGGUGUUUCUGCAAACGUCGUUACAUCCUCUUAACAUACAUACAUGUAUAAUACCAUUCUGCCCCAUAUGAGCAUCAGAGUAGAAAUCC